AUGAAAGAUUAUUUGAUUGUAUUUCAGGGUAAGACUCCUUAUGAUCUGGUAGAAAUAAAAAGCUAUGAUGAUGAAGAGGAAAAAAGGAAGAAGAAAGAAGUGAUGGACUUCCUUAAGACUGUCAUGUCAAAGACAUCCCCAGAAGUAACUCCUGACACCCAUUUACAGGAACCUGCAGCACCAGUAGUUGAAGAUUCCAUCGGAAAAGGGCAACAGUCUGCCAUGUUAAAUCGUUUAUUAGGGAAGGGCAGCUAUGAAUCUUUUGAUAUGAGAUGCAUGGUAACUGGCCAAUUUUCUGUUGGGAAGUCGACUCUUGUUAAGCUGUUAGCUGGAGAAAUUAUACCUGAUGGUCGACACCCGACAGAUGGGAUUUCUCUGGUAGAAGGUCGCUGUGGCCUAGAUAUUCUUACAAAAGAGUGGAUUCUUGUUGAUCCAGACUCUUACAAUGCCCUAGAUGUUGUGUACCAUAAGGUUUUAAUGACCUCUCUGGAAGAAGAGGAGGAGAGUGAAGUUACCAACAAAGCUUCAGAUACAAGCCCAACUGGUUAUGCCAAAGCUACACUUUCCUCUUUGCCCUCAGAACAGUCUGCAACAGCACAAUCUCUACCAUCUACGAAAUCCUCCAAUGUGCCUCACACAGUAAACCAGAUGGAACAGAAAAUGAGAACAAGAAUGACUAAAGAAGAAAUAAGAAAGAAAAUGGAAAAAGUCCUCAAAAGUGGGAAGUAUAAAAUGAAAGUUGGACGUCUUAUCUUCUGGGAUUUUGGUGGACAAUACGUUUAUUUAACAACACACCAGACCUUCAUGACAUUCCGAGCGUUGUUUCUUGUAGUAUUUGAUGGGAGCAAAGAUUUGCAUGAACAGGUCCCUGAUGUGAUGUGUUUUCCAGGGCAGCACAUGACGCCAACGCCAGCAGGUAAUAUGCAUGUUAUUUACACUCCGAUUAUGUAA
Mytilus trossulus (common blue mussel) is the source of this 951-nucleotide messenger RNA. RefSeq lists its product as uncharacterized. The record is from RefSeq and is a predicted model, not a curated record. Bases 1 to 951 code for a protein of 316 amino acids. NCBI's taxonomy places the organism in Eukaryota, Metazoa, Mollusca, Bivalvia, Mytilida, Mytilidae. The transcript is spliced from 4 exons.